CUUGUGUUUAUCAUAACUAGUUCCAAGACACGGACUCGGGCAAUCCGUCAUCCGUUGAGGCCAGAAUCGGCGGGAUUUUACGUCAGUAGGGUACUUUCUGAAUACUGUUUUGUUAGUGUGCCUGUGAUCCUAUUAGUAGUACCCGGCAUGAAAAUGCACGGCCCACUUUGCCGGGCGCUCGCAGUGUUGGCAAUUGGCCUGAGUGUCGCGUUGCUGGGCGUGGACGCGGGCAAGAACUGGCAGGGCCAUGGUCCUCGCGAUAAGAGUCUGCAAAAGCCCCGCGAGGGCCGGCGCACGUCUUUCAACCACGUCCCGGCGCCGCUGAAGAAGGAGCACGAGCUGCCAAAGAACUGGAACUGGUGCAACGUGGAUGGCGUCAGCUACUGCGUCGCCAACUGGAAUCAGCACAUCCCCUACUACUGCGGCUCUUGCUGGGUGCACGGCACAUUGUCGGCCAUCCAGGACCGCCUGAAGAUCAUGAAGAAGGGUGAGACGCCGGAUGUGAUGCUGGCGCGCCAGACGCUGCUCAACUGCGCGGCGUUCGAGGGCUACGGCAACGGCUGCGACGGCGGCGACACGGUGGACGUGUUCGGGUACAUGACCGAUUUCGGCCUGCCUGACGAGGGCUGCAUGACCUACAACGCCACCGACCACACCAAGUUCCCCGGCCACAAGCGCUGCCCCGCGCAUGGCGAGUGCAACAACUGCAUGCCGCUGGACGGCGUGGAGACCUGCUGGCCCAUCCACCGCCCCAUCCGCUACUACCUCACUGCCUGGGGCCAGGUCGACAAGGGCGUGGAGGCCAUGAUGAGUGAGAUUUACCACCGCGGCCCCAUCACGUGCGGCCAGGUGUGCCCGGAAGACUUCACGUGGCACUACAACGGCGGCAUCUACAAGGACACCAGCGGCGACACGGAGCUGGACCACGAUGUGGAGGUUGUGGGCUGGGGCGAGGAGGACGGCGAGAAGUACUGGAUCGUGCGCAACAGCUGGGGCACCUACUGGGGUGAGCGCGGCUUCUUCCGCGUGCGCCGCGGCGACAACAGCCUGCAGCUGGAGAGCGGCGACUGCUGGUAUGGCGAGCCCGAGUGGCAGAUGGAGCAGGACGUGCGCACCGGCAAGCUGCACGGCGGCAUGUGGGGCAUCAAGGACCGCAACGACCCCGACGACCUCGCCGCCGCCGGCACCAGCCGCCUGGCCGAGGCGGCGGCCGCUGCCGUGCGCCGCGGCGCCACCGGCGGCUCAGACUCCAGCCACCGCCACGUCAUCCGCGCCGCCGCCGGCGAGCAGCAGUAAGCGCUGCUGCAGCGCGGCGGCCGCAGCGGUGGCGGGGGCGGUGGCGGGGGCGGUGGCGGGGGCUAAAGCUCCAGAUGUGCUUGCUACUGCCGUGCGAUUGCGGGUGUGAUUGGUUCGAGGAGGAUGGGCCGGCUGGCCUGGAGGCGGCUGGAUCGCAGGGGCUGUGUGUACCGUACCAGUGCGCGUCAGUGGGUUGCGCAUUCAUGUGUGGGGCCUGUGCCGGCGGCAGCAGAAGAAUGGUGGUCGGGAACGAACUGCUGCUGGUACAUUCAUGUCGUAGUGAUCAUGCGGCUGGCUCUCUGGAGGUAGCCAGCAGACGUGCUGUGUGGGCGAGAACGUGGGCCUACGCGUGCGUACGGCACGGCCCCAGGCUUUCAAGCUCCCAUCUCCUGUUACUUCGGGGGACAGGGUUUGGCUUGCUGUGAUGUUGCCUUUUGUGUUGUGGAACGUGUUCGCGGGGCAGGCGGCGGUGGCCGUGACCCUGUCGCCUGGGCUCCUGCGGCACCAUAGCUAUGAGGAUCAGCUACAAAUGCAAAUUAACCGCGUGCCGUAGGAGGCUGGCACGCUGCAGUUGGAGAUGGGAAUGGUCAGGUCCUUGCUGCCAGGGACUGUCGCGUUGGAGCUAGCAAUGGACCUGCGGGCCCCAGCUUCGCAGCGGGGUAGGACACUGCUAGUUACAGCCCGUCACCGCUCCCGCUCCGGGAAGCACGCGACCAUUACCCGCUGU
Messenger RNA from Chlamydomonas reinhardtii, 2023 nucleotides. RefSeq lists its product as uncharacterized. The transcript is spliced from 8 exons. NCBI's taxonomy places the organism in Eukaryota, Viridiplantae, Chlorophyta, Chlorophyceae, Chlamydomonadales, Chlamydomonadaceae. The record is from RefSeq and is a predicted model, not a curated record. Gene Ontology annotation, cellular component: lysosome. The coding region runs from base 154 to 1296 and encodes 380 amino acids. Gene Ontology annotation, molecular function: cysteine-type endopeptidase activity.